GGGCGAUGCAAGAUUUCAUCAAUACAGCAAGGACACCAAGAUACAUCCAACAUCAUAUUCAGUGUAUUACCGGUCAUGUCGGAGCAUUGAUCGCAUUUGCUACAAACAGACACGGUUAUUUAGAGCGCAAAAUAAGGAGACGUGUGGAAGCUGCACUUUAGGGACAUUCACCAAUCAAAGGGAGAUCUGCUCUUUACUCGCAAAAGUGAUAAAGGCUCCUUUUGCCUAAUCAGGUGACAUGGCCUUGUCUUUCUGUGGGAACGACAGGGGUAGUAAUGCCUACAGCGUGGACAAUGGGGUCCUGGACAAUGGCUGCUUUGUGGAUGCCCUCAACCUCGUUCCACAUGUGUUUCUUCUCUUUAUCACCUUUCCUAUUCUUUUCAUUGGGUGGGGUAGUCAGAGCUCAAAGGUGCAGAUACACCAUAACACAUGGUUGCACUUCCCUGGCCACAACCUGCGAUGGAUCCUUACCUUCACACUGCUGUUUGUGCACGUGUGCGAGAUCGCCGAGGGAAUCGUCUCCAAUACGCAGAUGCAGUCAAACCACCUGCACCUCUUCAUGCCAGCGUUUAUGGGCUUCAUAGCAGCCACCACAUCAGUUGUGUAUUACCAUAAUAUAGAAACAGCCAAUUUUCCCAAACUGCUGCUGGCCUUAUUCAUCUACUGGAUUCUGGCUUUCAUCACCAAGAUGAUAAAGUUAUGGAAAUUUGCAGAGGCGAGUUUGGGGGUGCAACAUCUGCGUUUCUGUAUCACAGCUCUGCUGGUGGUGCUGUACGGCCUGCUCAUGGCUGUCGAGAUCAACGUUAUCAGAGUCAGGAGGUACGUGUUCUUUGCAAACCCUCAAAGGGUAAAGCCCCCUGAGGACUUGCAGGACCUUGGCGUCCGAUUCCUCCAGCCCUUCGUUAACCUUCUCUCCAAGGCAACAUACUGGUGGAUGAACCCUCUCAUCAUUGGUGCUCACAAGAGGCCAAUUGAGCUGAAAAAGAUUGGAAAGCUGCCUAUUGCUAUGAGGGCCCUGACCAACUAUCUGCGUCUGAAGGAUGCCUAUGAUGAACAGAGGCACACAACAGAGGACCCAGAGAAAUCCCCGUCUAUCUGGAGGUCCAUGUAUCGGGCGUUUGGGCGGCCUAUUCUCCUCAGCAGCACCUUCCGAUACAUGGCUGACCUGCUGGGCUUUGCCGGGCCACUCUGUAUCUCUGGAAUUGUGGAACAUCAGAAUAAUAGGACAGAGGUUGUUAUGAACAAGACAGGGAACAUGACUUUGGGGGUCUACUUCAUGUCGUCCACUGAGCUGCUGCAGAAUACGUCUGUUUUAGCCGUUCUGCUGUUCCUGGCACUCGUACUGCAGCGAACAUUCCUGCAGGCUUCCUACUACGUCACCGUAGAAACUGGCAUUAACCUGCGCGGGGCGCUGCUUGCGAUGAUCUACAAUAAAAUUCUGCGUCUCUCGACCUCAAACAUGUCCAUGGGAGAGAUGACCCUCGGCCAGAUCAAUAACCUGGUUGCCAUAGAGACCAAUCAGCUUAUGUGGUUUCUCUUCUUAUGCCCUAACCUAUGGGCCAUGCCAGUUCAGAUCAUUAUGGGAGUGAUCCUGCUGUAUUAUUUGUUGGGUGAUAGUGCCUUGAUAGGGGCUGGAGUCAUUUUGCUGCUGGCCCCAGUUCAGUACCUCAUCGCCACCAAGUUGGCGGACACACAGAAGAGUACACUGGACUACUCAACAGACCGUCUCAAAAAGACCACAGAGAUUCUGAAGGGAAUAAAGCUUCUAAAGCUCUAUGCAUGGGAGAACAUCUUCUGUGAUCGUGUGGAGGACACCCGAGGAAAAGAGCUGACCAGUCUGAAGACUUUCGCCCUCUACACUUCAAUGUCCAUAUUUUUGAAUGCAGCCAUCCCCAUUGCUGCAGUGCUGGUGACCUUUGUCACACAUGCCUAUAUAGAGGAGGUCAGGCUCAGCCCAGCUAAAGCAUUUGCAUCUUUGGCUCUGUUUCACAUCCUGGUCACUCCACUAUUUCUUUUGUCCACGGUGGUCAGGUUUGCAGUCAAGGCCCUGGUAAGUGUACAGAAGCUUGGCGAGUUUCUGCAGAGUGAUGAGAUUGGAGAUGACAGCUGGAGAAAUGGAGAUAUGUCCAUGCCUCUAGAGUCCAGCAAGAAAUACAAAUACCCAGGGGAUACUAAGGUGUUUAACAGAAAGGGGCGGUAUCGCAUGGAUAACUACGAGCAGCCCAUGCGCAGACAGCUGCGGCCCACAGAGACCGAGGAUGUCGCUGUACAGGUGAAUGAUGGUUUCUUCACGUGGGGAAGCAACUUGUCAACGUUGUCUGAUAUCAACAUCCGAAUCCCAACAGGUCAGCUGACAAUGAUCGUGGGCCAGGUAGGUUGUGGGAAAUCAUCUCUGUUGUUGGCCAUGCUUGGAGAGAUGCAGACGAUCAGUGGAAAAGUCUUCUGGAGCAAGGUGCCUGAUUGUGAGAUACACCUCGAUGGGAAUAUAAGUGGGCACGAUACAGAGCUGUCUUAUGAGGAACGGAGUAAAAACAGGUAUUCUGUAGCCUAUGCAGCACAGAAGUCAUGGCUUCUGAAUGCCACCGUUGAGGACAACAUCACAUUUGGGAGUCCUUUCAAUAAGCAGAGAUACAAAGCAGUGAUUGAUGCCUGCUCACUUCAACCAGAUAUCGAUAUCCUUCCUUUUGGAGACCAGACUGAAAUUGGAGAACGGGGUAUUAAUCUCAGUGGUGGUCAGAGACAACGGAUCUGUGUGGCCAGAGCUCUAUACCAGAACACCAACAUUGUUUUCCUGGAUGACCCAUUCUCCGCCCUGGACAUCCACCUCAGUGAUCAUUUGAUGCAGGAGGGCAUACUCAAGUUCCUACAGGAUGACAAGCGUACUUUGGUCUUGGUCACACAUAAGCUGCAGUACCUCAUCCAUGCUGACUGGAUAAUAGCCAUGAAGGAUGGCUCAGUGCUGAGAGAGGGGACAUUAAAGGAUAUUCAGACCCAUGAUGUGGAACUCUAUGAGCACUGGAAAACCCUGAUGAAUCGACAAGACCAGGAGCUAGAAAAGGAGACCGAACUAGAAAGUCAGACCACACUGGAGAGGAAGACUUUGAGGAGAGUGUUCUAUUCCAGAGAUGCAAAGAACCAAAUUGAUGAUGAGGAUGAAGAGGAGGAAGUGGAGGAGGAUGAAGACGACAACAUGUCCACCACCACAAGCCGACGUUCUAAGAUCCCAUGGAAGAUGUGCUGGAGAUAUCUGUCCUCAGGUGGCUUCCUCAUGGUCUUCCUCAUGGUGUCUUCCAAGCUGGCCAAGCACUCCGUUAUGGUGGCCAUCGACUACUGGCUGGCAGCCUGGACCUCCUCAAACCCACGUAAUGAAAGUCUUGCCAAUCCAUUUGCCAAUGUAACCAAUUACAGACUGAACUAUGACGCCACACAGAUUGCAGAGCAUCGUUCCUAUGUGCCAGUGUUCAUAAUAUUGUGUGGGGCUGCAAUAGCCCUCUGCCUUAUCACUUCCCUGAGUGUGGAGUUUCUGGGUGUGGCUGCUGCUACCAACCUCCAUCAUAAUCUACUCAACAAGAUCAUUUAUGCACCCAUCAGAUUCUUUGAUAUCACCCCACUUGGACAAAUCCUGAAUCGUUUCUCAGCGGACACCAACAUCAUUGACCAGCAUAUUCCUCCAACACUAGAGUCUCUUACCCGUUCCACUCUCCUUUGCCUCUCAGCGAUUGGGAUAAUUUCUUUUGUCACCCCAGCCUUCCUCAUCGCACUGGUGCCUCUUGCUGUGGCAUUCUACUUCAUCCAGAAGUACUUUAGGGUUGCUUCUAAAGAUCUGCAGGAUCUGGAUGACUCCACUCAGCUGCCUUUACUCUGUCAUUUCUCUGAGACUGCAGAGGGCCUCACCACCAUUCGAGCAUUCAGGCACGAGGCUCGCUUCAAGCAGCGGAUGUUGGAGCUAACUGACACCAACAACACAGCUUACCUCUUUCUCUCUGCUGCCAACCGGUGGUUGGAGGUCAGAACUGAUUAUCUGGGUGCUGUGAUUGUCCUCACCGCUGCAGUGGCAGCUAUCUGGACCACAUCUCAGUCUGGUCUGAUCGGACUGGGUCUUACCUAUGCUCUCACUGUGACAAACUACCUGAACUGGGUGGUGAGGAAUCUGGCAGACCUGGAGGUCCAGAUGGCUGCAGUAAAGAAGGUCAACAGUUUCCUGAGCAUUGAGUCUGAAAACUAUGAGGGAUCCAUAGAUGUCUCACAGGUACCAGAAAACUGGCCACAGCAUGGCGAGAUAAAGAUCCAAGACCUGUGUGUGCGUUAUGACCCCAUGCUCAAACCCGUCCUGAAACAUGUCAGUGCCCACAUCAACCCUGGACAGAAGUUGGGCAUUUGUGGUAGAACAGGCAGUGGAAAGUCUUCGCUGUCGCUGGCCUUCUUCAAUAUGGUAGAUGUUUUUGAAGGAAAGAUUAUUAUUGAUGGCAUUGACAUCUGCAAGCUUCCACUACAAACUCUGAGAUCCCGUAUGUCAAUCAUCCUACAGGAUCCAGUGCUCUUUAGUGGCUCCAUCCGGUUAAAUCUUGACCCAGAGUGCACUUGCACUGACGACAGGCUUUGGGAAGCCCUGGAAAUCGCGCAAUUGAAGAAUAUGGUGAAAGCACUCCCAGGAGGACUGGAUGCGGUGGUAACAGAAGGAGGAGAGAACUUCAGCGUGGGUCAGAGACAGCUCUUCUGUCUAGCCCGGGCCUUUGUCCGCAAAAGCAGCAUCCUCAUUAUGGACGAGGCAACAGCUUCUAUAGACAUGGCCACGGAAAAUAUUCUUCAAAAAGUGGUGAUGACGGCGUUUGCUGAUCGGACGGUUGUCACCAUUGCUCAUCGUGUCCACACUAUCCUGACAGCUGAUCUAGUUAUUGUGAUGAAGAGAGGGAGCAUCAUGGAGAAUGGAAAACCAGAGAUUCUCAUGGAACAAGAGGAUGGCCUGUUUGCAUCCUUUGUUAAAGCUGACAUGUAGAGUCACUUAUCUCCAUCACCUGUUAUACCACUUUUGGCCUUAUAGAAACACAGCAGCCACUUUUGCCUGUGCAUCGGCACAAGCAUUGGAAAGGACUGACCUACAGAUGAACUGAUUGAAGAACCAGCUCUUUUAAACUGUUACCGUUUUAAAUUAAACCUAAGCACAGUAUAAGAUUCUCCUUUUUUAAAGCAUUUUGUUACCUUUGCGCUCUUUUUUUUUUUUUUUUUAUGGCACGUACUCUGAAACAUACUGUAAGCAAUAAGCAUGUAUCUACUGUGAUUUCACUAGUACCAACACUGUACAGAGUAUGUCUGCUCUUCCGUGGCCUGACACUCUUCUCUGUCUGUCUGAAGUGCAUUGCUGAUACAGAUCUAUGGAAGGAGGACAAAUAUAGCUGGCUCCCCAAAGCCUGCACUCUCUGCGCUUUCUGGGGAGAGGCACAAUGUCCACCAAAUACACCCUUAUUUGUUAUUUACACACCCUACAUAUAUAUGAAAGUGAUUGUAUUUUAUACUUUUUGCUGUAUUUCUCUCAUUCAAAUACUUAACCAAAAGUGGUGUCUAACUUUGUCUUGCACAAUCAGUGACCGUGUUUCUUUCUGUUGGUUCAGUCAUUUUUUUUCUUUUACAUUUUUAAAACUUCUAAAAUCUUACAUGGGUCUCACAAAAUCUGUAAAGAAAUGUCCAGGUUAUAUCAUCCCAAAAUCAGAAGAGAAAGUUGUACUUCAAAAGAGAAAGUACAACUGUACUGUAAGUAUACAUCAUAUUUGUUUUAGAGAAUUUAAUUUAUGCUGAUUUUAAUUUUAAAUAUAUUUGUGUCUAGUUAGUAUACAUUUCUUUACUGUAUUACAGUAAUAAGAAUUUGUGGGAAAAUGUGCUUAAUUGUCUCAAUGCAAAAUAAUCUUAAAGUUCCUAAAAAUAGGCUUAAAAGAAUAUUCCAGGUUCAAUACAAGUUAAGCUCAAUCAACAGCAUUUGUGGCAUAAUGUUGAUUACCACAAAAAAAAUAAAAAAAAUAAAAAUUUUUUAAAUUGCAAAGUGAAACACUUACAAUGGAAGUGAAUGGGUCCAAUGUUUGGAGGGUUUAAACGCAGAAAUGUGAAGCUUAUCAUUUUAUAAAAGCACUUCUGUUAAAAUGGGUGUAUUAUUUGAUCUGUAAAGUUUAAAUUGUGGUUUUUAUGGUCGUUUGAGGGUUUUAUGCCGUUACGUCUUCGUGCCUACAAAGCUGUACAACUGGUUCUAUUUUUACACAACAAAGGUUAAUAAGCGAUUUAAUGACAUAAAAUUUGUGUUAACAAGCAUAUUGUUUUCUUCUUGUGAUUAUACUUUUGAAACAGUGAGUAUUUUAAUGUUUACAGAUUGCCCACAUUCACUUCCAUUGUAAGUGCCUCACUGUAACCAAGAUUUUUGCUUUUUUCAAUAAACGAGGGACAAGUCAAAAUUAAUUUUUGUGGUAAUCAACAUUAUGCCACAAAUGCUGUCGAUUGAGCUUAACUUGUAUUGAACCCGGAAUAUUCCUUUAAUUUUCUUCAUGCACAUUUUUAUUUAAUCUUUUGAUUUGGGGUUGAAAUAUUGCCUAAACAUUUCUUCACAACAGAUUUACCCAAUAACUAAAUAACUACAGAACCGUAAAAGUAUGGUCACAUUCUAAGUUUAUGUAAGUCUUUCUCUGCAGAAUCUAGUACUACAUUUCUAAGUCUAAAUUUCAAGAUACUGUAAGGUUAAAGAUUAUUUCAAACCCCCUGCGCAAUUCUUCUCUCCUCAUAUUCUAUGACGUUUUAUUAUGGUGAUGUAAAAACUAGUCUGCAGUGUCUGGACAGCCAAGCGAUAUAUUAUACACAUAACCACCCCUGUUUUUCUCAUCUUCCUUAAAUGGAGCGUCAGCCUUUGCCCUGCCUUCCCUUUUACUUUUAACCUUUGGCUUUCUUUAUUUUAACACUCUGCUUUCUGGAAAAGUCACAGCCAAGAAUGAUCCCAGCAAUAUGUUGUACAAUAAGUGAGUAGUAAAACAAUGGAUUGCUCUGUUGGACGUAAGCUGUUAGUAUCAAUGCGGGAAAUCUUUGUUCAUUGGACACUGACAGGGACAGUGACUGUGAAUAUUGCAGUGAGCUGUGAUGUCACACAUGGGUAGUGAUUUUCCAGUAACUUGUGAAUUCAACCACGUGCGUAAAACUGUUGCCGACACACUUCACACCCUCUGGUGAUGUGUAAACAGAAGAGAACAGAACGUCAAACUUAACUGCAAGCCAACUGCGGGCCAUUUCAUCCUGUCAUAUUAAAGAACACUAGUUUAUCACAGUUUAAUGCAUAAAAGGUUUCAGGAAUUUGCAUGUCAUGAUGGACUGUUUUAAAAUGUACAUAUGUAAUUAAUAUGGCAUUUGUACCAUACGCAUUUAACAGAGCAUUGUACAGUGUGCCUACCUUUUUUACACGUGACAUAAAAUAAAAAAUGUUUGCUUUGUGUGUUUACUAUAUCUCA
Molecule: messenger RNA, 7475 nt
Organism: Myxocyprinus asiaticus (Chinese sucker)
Lineage: Eukaryota; Metazoa; Chordata; Actinopteri; Cypriniformes; Catostomidae
Product: ATP-binding cassette sub-family C member 9-like
Exons: 41
Coding region: 239-4996 (1585 amino acids)
Biological process (GO): transmembrane transport; potassium ion transport
Cellular component (GO): membrane
Molecular function (GO): ABC-type transporter activity; ATP hydrolysis activity; ATP binding
Source: RefSeq, a predicted model, not a curated record